Messenger RNA from Camponotus floridanus (Florida carpenter ant), 1046 nucleotides. Its product is annotated as metallo-beta-lactamase domain-containing protein 1. NCBI's taxonomy places the organism in Eukaryota, Metazoa, Arthropoda, Insecta, Hymenoptera, Formicidae. The transcript is spliced from 4 exons. The coding region runs from base 200 to 769 and encodes 189 amino acids. The record is from RefSeq and is a predicted model, not a curated record.
CGUAUAGUUCACGCAUGCGUACGAAAGUGCAAUCCGGGAGAGAUUUGUUUCUCCCCAAAUUGACACUUGACGCUGGUUUUCUUAUAAAUAAUAACAGAUAAUAAGUAAUUAAUACUUUGUGAAAAAUGCCUGAAGUUAUCGUUCUGUUCGAUGGAUAUUCUACGAAGUUACCAAACGGAAGCAUGGACGCAAAUUGCACAUGUACUCUAAUAAAAAGCACCAAAUUAAUCAUCGUCGAUACCAUGACAGCUUGGGACCGCGAAAAAAUAGUGCAGGGUAUAAAAACUCCCUUGCACAGUACAAUAUUAAGCCAGAAAACAUUGAUUAUGUUGUAUGUACUCAUAGCCAUGCGGAUCAUAUAGGGAAUAACAAUUUAUUCACAAACGCAACACAUAUUGUGGGCUUAUCAGUUCAGCAGAAUACUAUAUUUUACGAGGAGCCACAAAUUCUGAAUGAAGGCUACGAGCUUUGUCCAGAUGUUAAAGUUAUAGCGACACCGGGACAUACAGCUGAAGAUGUUACUGUUUUGGUAAAAUCCACAAAGGAGAAGAUGCUUUUUGCUGUUACUGGAGACUUGUUUGAAAAGGAGGAUGAUAUUCUGGAACCGUCCAUCUGGAAAGCACUAGGCACGCCUGAACUUCUAAAGACUCAAUCUGUUAUGCGUUCUCGAGUAAUAAAUCUUGCAGAUUUUAUAAUACCUGGGCAUGGUCCAAUGUUUCGUGUUUCGCAUGCUAUGAGGGAGAUUGUCAAGAACCAGAUAAUAGAAUGAGACUGUAAAUCGUUGUUAAUACUUGUUAAUUAAUCGGAGAUAAAUCUGUUAUAUAUUUUUAUAAAUAUUUUAUUAAACAUUGCAAAGUGUCAUACAUGAUAUCACAACGUUAUUGUAUGUAUACAUUGCGAUUAUUACACAUUACACCGGAUUUCACAAACAUAUACAGGGUGACCCCGAACGUUCCAGCCAGACUUUGAGAUCUUAUAGGAAAUUUAAUUCUGAACAAAAAAUUUCCUAUAAACAUGGAUCGAAAAAUGCUUCCUUAAGAAGUUAU